Molecule: messenger RNA, 462 nt
Organism: Terrapene triunguis (Three-toed box turtle)
Lineage: Eukaryota; Metazoa; Chordata; Testudines; Emydidae
Gene: SPMIP3
Product: chromosome unknown C1orf100 homolog
Exons: 4
Coding region: 1-462 (153 amino acids)
Source: RefSeq, a predicted model, not a curated record
AUGUCGUGCACAGCCAUCAGACUACGUCAAUUUAUAGAUCCUACACCCUACCUCCCUCCAGGCACCGUUAUUCGCCAAGGAAAGGACAUUCAAGGGUUCUAUCCUGGGCAACUAGGACGGGUACAUAAGGCAUGCAUGCCUGAAAUAGCUCCAGGACCUUUCAUAAAACUGCACCCAGCUCCAGUACAGCAUGAAGUUGAAACUCAGUACCAACAUGACUUUGAUAAUUUAACUCUUCAGGGGCAUGUCCUUUUUCAAGGGACAAUGAAGAAGGCAAUGAAUGAUUGGUACAAGCAAACCACGUACAAAGAAGAAUUUGCACUGCCAUUUUACAAUAUGGACCGUGAUGAGGAUAAAUACACACCAAGAACUGAUCCUGGACCACUGACAAUCUGGAGAAGCAUUGCUGAUCCAAAAAAGUAUAACCUGCCCUUGCUUGUGAGAGAGAAGUAUUUCAGCUGA